Triticum aestivum (bread wheat) is the source of this 1903-nucleotide messenger RNA. RefSeq lists its product as uncharacterized. NCBI's taxonomy places the organism in Eukaryota, Viridiplantae, Streptophyta, Magnoliopsida, Poales, Poaceae. The coding region runs from base 761 to 1639 and encodes 292 amino acids. The transcript has 3 exons. The record is from RefSeq and is a predicted model, not a curated record.
CGGAGGAAUUAACCAUUUCAAGCUACACAUCACAGGCACCACCUCAAGCGUUCUUUCAUGUUUAAGAUCAACUCCGGAGGCUAAAGCAAUAUGCCAGAGAGCUCUUGAUGCAUAUGAGGCAAAGAAGGUGGCGAAGAAAAAACAUACGGCAGAAGUGAGGGCUGAUGUGCAUGUUACAGCCCUAAAUGAAGCAAGGGAUGGUAGGGAAUCUGUUUGUGUUGGAAGCACAUCAUCGGAGCCCAACAAAUUAGGACCAAUGGACAAGUUUGUGCGUCCUAUUGAUGGUAAAUCAAGCAAAGAGGAAGCCUUGAAGCAGCUAAGUAUGAAUGAAGGACUAUUCAAGGAGAGAAGAGGUCAAUGUUCACCAUAUGUUGCUAGAUGGGUGUAUUCACAUGGCAUACCAUUUAAUGCUCUUGACAAUGAUGAGUUUUGUCAAAUGUGUGAGGCCAUAGGCAAAUUUGGUCCUGGAUAUGAGCCUCCUACUCAAUAUGAGCUUAGGGAGAAGUUGUUGAGUGAUGAAUAUGCAAGGACCAAGAGUUUGUUAGAUGAACGUGAGAAGGAGAAGAUAAAGCUUGGGUGCACCAUCAUGACAGAUGCAUGGACGGACAUGAAGAGGAGGAGCAUAAUGAAUUUGUGCAUGCAUUGCAGUGGGGGGACAAGUUUUCUCAAAUCAAAGGAAACAUCUGAUGUGUCACAUACAAGUUAAGUCAUAUUUCAGCUAGUGGACAGCGCAAUUGAGGAGGUAGGGGCGGAGCAUGUGAUGCAAGUGGUGACGGACAAUGCUUCCAAUAACAUGGGAGCCAAGAAAAUGUUGCUUGAGAAGAGGCCGAAGAUCUUUUGGAGCUCUUGUGCAACUCACACUAUCAACUUAAUGCUCCAAGGAAUUGGCAGCCUCAAGAGAUUCAAAACAAUAAUUGAUCAAGCAAAGAACCUCACCAUCUUCAUCUAUGCGCAUCACAAGACUUUGGCAUUGAUGAGGGUUGCUACAAAAAGGAGAGAUAUCAUAAGGCCGGGGGUGACUAGAUUUGCUUCCGCUUUUCUCACAUUGCAAAGUUUGUUGGAGAAGAAAGAUGCUUUAAGGUAUAUGGUGGUUGAAAGAGCUUGGGAAGAUAUGAAAAAUGUGAAAACAAAGAAAGGCAAGGAUGCAACGGCAAUGGUGAUGGAUGCAAACUUUUGGAAAGGUGUGCUCCUAUGCAUAAAGGUGUUUGAGCCAUUGGUGAGAGUACUUCGUUUGGUUGAUGGGGAUAUUAAGCCAUCAAUGGCUUGGUUGUAUGGAGAGUUGGUGAAUGCAAAGAGGGAGAUGAAGGAGGCAUUUAACAACUUGGAGAGGAACUACAAAGAUACUAUGGGCAUUGUUGAAAAGAAGAUGAAUGGAAGGCUAGAUUCUCCACUGCACAUGGCCGCAUAUGUGUUGAACCCACACUAUAGUUAUGCAGAUAGCUCCGUCUUUACCACUGCAAAUGAAGGAUUUCAGGAGUGUGCUGAACAAUACUAUGCAAAUGAUCAUGAUACUUGCAUGCUGGUUGUCAAUGACGAGUUUCUGAAAUAUGAAAACAAAGAAGGAACUUUUGGAAAGAAGCUUGCAAAAGCAUGUGAAAAUAAAAGCUACAGCCCCGAUACAUACCAAGAGAAGAAAUAGGCUCACAACGGAGCGAUGCAACAAUUUGGUCUUCAUAAGGUUCAACAAUAGGAUGUUGUCUAGGAAACAAAAGCUCUUAGAGAAGAAGAAAUGGGAUGUGCUCAUUAGCACCGAUGCUACCGAAGCUCAAGGAUUUCUAUUUGAAGGAGGGGAUGAUUAUGCAAGCGUUGUUUAUCUUGAUGAGGAGGAUGGAGAUGUUCAUCCGGGUACGGGGAUAUCAUGGGAUCUACUUGGUGAAGCAAUGGGAGCACAAGAGCAACUCCA